AGGUGCGUCUCUCUUCCGAAAGCAACCCUAGUGCAGGUUACGUUGAGAUGACAUCCAACGACAAACCAAAUAUCUGGCAACGUUUGUGCAUCAACGACAUGAAAGAUUCUGAGAAAGCUGUGAUUUGUCGGACGCUGGGUUAUUCCGAUAUCCUACCGGAGCAGCCCGAUGUUGGUCGGAACUCGAGUAGGGAUUCGGAAAUGCCCGUCAUCCAUGGAAAUGUGUAUUGUAACAGCAAUGAAAACAACAUAUCUGCUUGUUGUUUAGAGAAGGUUGAUACAGAUGGAAGCACUUGUCUGUCCAUUGCUCGCGUAUCUUGUUCAAUCUGUUCUGAACCAGUUCUCAGCAGUAAAAACCAUCCAGUUGUCAUGUUUAGCGCAUCAAGUUUCCUUCCUGGCUACCCCGCUGACCGAGCAGCGAUCACAAGCGGUUCCGCGUGGUGUGCACGUGACGCAGACGGGUCACAUGACUAUUUGAAGAUAGACGUUAACAUGCUAUACGUCAUCAAGCAACUGUCCGUGUUAGGGGAGGUAAAGCGAGGGAACUGGGUUCAGGAAUACGAAGUGUUGUACUCUGCAGAUGGCAAUGAUUGGUUGCCCGUAAUUGUGGGUGGUAAGAAUCGUUUAACUGGAAACUCUGCAAGUGACAAGUUAUCAAGUGUUGUGUUUGAUGAAACUAUUAACGCAAGGUUUCUUAAGAUUUUCCCCAAAUCAUGGCAAGGCACUCCCUGCAUGAGAAUUGAGAUAUGUGGACACAAGCUUCUUCCUGACGCCCCAAUGAGUCUCACGCUGACCCACGUCACAGCCCAUUCCGCUGACCUGUCAUGGUUGAAACCAUCAAACGUUGGUGAUGGAGGUUUUACGGAUUAUCAAAUUAUUUUGUUCCGAGAUGGUAAUUUUGACUCUAAUUACACAAGCAAGGUUGAAAUUAAGCAUUUCUCUGCGUUGAGACCUUACACGAAGUAUUCGGUGGUUGUGCAAGCUGGUAAUCAACAUGGUUACGGGCUCAAGGCUGAGCUUACUUUCAGAACCAACUCGACAGCCCCGUCAAGUCCUCCAAUGAAUAUCGUGUUAUCACCAGUCACUUCAAGCUCACUGAAAGUUUCCUGGGAGAAACCACCUUCGUCUCGCAGAAAUGGUAUAAUUAACGGCUACGAGGUUUGUUUUGGUUGGGUAAAAUCUGUUGAGGAAUGUGAUGUUACAUUAAGAACAUCAGCAAGCAUUUUUAGCCUGGGUUAUCUGUCGUCUGCCACUGAAUAUAAAGUUAAGGUUUUGGCAAGAAACGACGCGGGGUCUGGGAACUACAGCGAAGAAUAUUCUCAGAUUACAAACGCAGAUGCUCCUGUAUGCAAUCGUCCCUCAAUAACCAGUGAAACGUUUGCGGUCAAACUUCAGAAACCCAGAGGAGAUGUGAAAUUUUGUCAAGUGGUAGUACUUGCCUUGUCAUCAGAUGGUAGAAUUCCUAAUCAUGAUAUUUAUUCGCUCAAUCCUGCCACGUACCUUGAUGCAGCAGACUCUUCUGUGCCUUAUAUUGCCGCGGAGUUCCGAGCCUCAGAUUUCUUCAAAUAUCAAACCUUUACAGUUGGAAAUAGAUCAAUAUAUCCCGCGCUGUCAUCGUUGAAUGCGAGAGGGAAUGAGGCCAAGAGGUUCCUCAAUGGACCGUUAGCACCCAACACAAGUUACACAUUGUUCCAGAGAUUCCUUUCUGACAAGAAAGUGUUGUAUUUCUCUGACUUUCUCGAUCCCGUCGAAACAAGUGGUGUAAAAAUGAGUGAAACCAGGUUUCAAGGUAGGCCGAAAUAUGAAAAUUACAGAAACAAUCAAUUCAUUCAAAUAGUGAAGUUGACUUGUAUUUUAUCAUCUCUGUUUGGCUCUACAUUUCAGCACAGUGCGUUAACUCAAAGCCGACAACGUUCAGAGUGCCUUUCAUAAUCAUGACUGUAUUAUUCUGUAUUUUGAUCGCCAUUAUUGUUUGUUUCUUACUUCUAAAAUGGCGAGGACGACACGCCAAAGAAAAGACAACAAAAGAUAAACCAAAACGCUCAACAGCGGAAGAAAAGAUUCCCAUGAACGAUACAAAUGAAAAUAAUAACGAACUAAACGCUGAAUCAGCUUAGGAUCAUCUCGUUUGCACUUCACGUUAUUGCACACCUAGCUAAAACUUUUCCAAAACAUUUCAUCAAACGUUUUAACAAGUCACAGCUUUAUCCCUAAACAAUAAUGAAUGAUCUGUUGACUUCAAAAUAAACCUCACUGAGGAACUGAAAGCAACUUAUUCUUAACUCGCGAUUGAACCAGGAGGGGUUCAUUCAAAAUGCACAACUAAUUUAUUUAUAAAAACUGUACCGAGAGUUUGUCUCCGAAACUGAAUAUUUUAGUUAAUGAUUCGUAUCAUAUUUUAACCUACCUUUGCACAGUUUUCCACCUGCACUUUGCACUGGAAAGAUAUAAUAAGCGAAAAUUGGCCUCGUGGUAGAA
This is a messenger RNA of Dendronephthya gigantea, 2477 nucleotides long. RefSeq lists its product as uncharacterized. Bases 48 to 1931 code for a protein of 627 amino acids. The record is from RefSeq and is a predicted model, not a curated record. Gene Ontology annotation, molecular function: protein binding. Gene Ontology annotation, biological process: cell-cell adhesion. Gene Ontology annotation, cellular component: membrane. Lineage: Eukaryota; Metazoa; Cnidaria; Anthozoa; Malacalcyonacea; Nephtheidae. The transcript has 8 exons.